AUGCCCAUGCAAAACUUCUCUCUUCUUGCAGAGCAAGGCCUCUUCCACCAGCUCGCACAAAAUAUUCUGGGCAAUAUAGACAAAGUAUCAGUAGAAGAACUCGUGUCAGGUUAUAAUUUGUUAAUUUUAACAAACAAAAACAAUGUUAAUAAUAAAAUAUUGGCAAAAAUAAGCAUAGAAUUAUCAAGGAAAAUAACGGACACUACCGUAUAUGGUAAUAAAAAUAAUGUGUUAAUUAAUACAUUAGUUAUAUUACUUAAUAAGGAAAACUUAGUGAAUUGUGGGGAAAAUAUGGAAAUAACUGGUGAAGAGUCACCCAAUAAGGAAAUUACUGAAUCUGUAAGUAAUAGUACUCCUAAUAAGGACGUUUCCUCAUACAGUAAUAGUAAUAUUACGGAUAUUACUGCAAAUGGCAAUUUUAAUUAUGAGAAAGUUGUUAAAAGUGCAUUACUUAUUACACAAAGAUGCGAAAGUCUUGUCAGAAUUCUAAUUGAACUUGCAAAUAAUUUCUUAAUUAACAACCACACGGAAGUUUUUUAUUUAUCAAAAAUUAUUCUUUAUGAAUGCAAGAACAUUACCAUAUAUAGUAACAGUGUAAUUAGUGAAUUGUAUUUUGGGCUAGGCUUGUUGAAUUUUAAAAGUACGUUAGGAUACAAUUUCCUAAUUGAGUACAUUAAAAUUGUUAAGAGCAAUAAUUAUCCAGAAAAGGAAAUAUUCCCAAUUGGGAAAAUAGUUGAAAUGGCAGUUAUAUCUGGUUGUUAUGCUAAUGAGAUUUACUCUUUUAACGGGCUGUUUGAGAAUCUGCAAAUUGAACUACCCGAAAAGGUAACAGAAAAGAACUUCAAUGAAAUUUCCUUAAAUGGAAAAGAGUCAAAAUCUCUUUCAAUGGCAGUUGCAAUAGAAAAUGACUUAGCAAAUUUGGCAGUCAAACUUUCUGAAGACUUUGGUGCAGAAAUAACUGAAAUUGUCAAAAAGAAAAUAAUCGUCAUAAAAUUGUUAAAGUAUUUCUUUAACUGCCAAAACAGAAUUGUUAAUCUUAAUGAAAUAUCAGGUGCUUUAUCGUUGCCAGAAAAGGAAGUAGAAGAAAAUCUUUUAACAAUUCUUGGCUGCAAUUUAAUUAAGGGAAAACUUAACGGGAUUUCAAAAGAGUUCACUUUUCACUGGAUAGGCUACAAAUAUUUGAGCAAAAAAGAGAUUAAAACAAUAAGCACCGUUAUUAAUGAGAUAAAGAAAAGAGUUGACGAAAUAGUCCAAGACUUAUAA
This is a messenger RNA of Nematocida ausubeli, 1263 nucleotides long. RefSeq lists its product as uncharacterized. Lineage: Eukaryota; Fungi; Microsporidia. The record is from RefSeq and is a predicted model, not a curated record. The transcript has a single exon. Bases 1 to 1263 code for a protein of 420 amino acids.